AGUAGUUAGGAUGGCUGAAGGGGAUACUCACCGGCUGAAGGCCGACUGUGAUUCCCCCUACCCCCACAAGGCGAUUUUGACCCCCUGAGGGCUGCUCUAGAGGACUCAGGCCCCGAAGCUGUCCCAGGGAGGUCCCCGCUGCAUCCCACCACCCAAGCUGUGCCUCAUGGAGUCGAUGUUUAGCAGCCCUGCCGAGGCGGCGCUGCAGCGAGAGACCGGGGUGCCAGGACUGCUUACUCCUCUUCCGGACCUGGACGGAGUGUACGAGCUGGAGCGAGUCGCUGGAUUUGUCCGCGACCUGGGGUGUGAACGAGUUGCCUUGCAGUUCCCUGACCAGCUAUUGGGAGAUGCUGUGGCUGUGGCUGCACGACUGGAGGAGACGACAGGGUCAAAGAUGUUCAUUCUGGGUGACACAGCCUACGGCAGUGAUGACAGCAACUCGCCUCCAGAAGAGAACCCAUUUCUCUGAUGCUAUCUUCCCUGCAGCUGCUGCGUGGAUGUGCUGGGUGCUGAGCAAGCUGGAGCUCAGGCUCUCAUACAUUUUGGCCCUGCCUGCUUAAGCCCUCCAGCCCGCCCACUGCCCGUUGCCUUCGUGCUUCGUCAACGUUCUGUGGCCUUGGAGCUCUGUGUCAAGGCCUUUGAGGCCCAGAACCCAGACCCCAAAGCGCCUGUGGUGCUGCUGAGUGAGCCGGCCUGUGCCCAUGCCCUGGAGGCUUUGGCUACUCUCCUGCGCCCACGGUACCUGGACCUGCUAGUCUCCAGCCCAGCUUUUCCCCAACCAGUGGGUUCCCUGAGUCCAGAGCCUAUGCCCCUAGAGCGUUUUGGGCGCCGCUUCCCCCUUGCCCCAGGGAGGCGUCUAGAAGAGUAUGGUGCCUUCUAUGUAGGGGGCUCUAAGGCCAGCCCUGACCCAGACCUUGACCCAGACCUGAGUCGGCUGCUCUUGGGGUGGGCACCAGGUCAACCCUUCUCCUCCUGCUGUCCAGAUACAGGGAAGACUCAGGAUGAGGGUGCCCGGGCUGGACGGCUAAGGGCACGAAGACGAUAUCUGGUAGAGAGGGCCAGAGAUGCCCGCGUGGUAGGGCUGCUGGCAGGCACACUGGGUGUAGCCCAACACCGUGAGGCACUGGCCCACUUGCGGAACCUGACUCAGGCUGCUGGCAAGCGUAGCUAUGUGUUGGCCCUGGGGCGGCCCACCCCUGCCAAGCUUGCCAACUUCCCUGAGGUGGAUGUCUUUGUGCUAUUAGCCUGUCCUCUGGGUGCUCUAGCCCCCCAGCUUUCUGGUAGCUUCUUCCAGCCUAUACUGGCACCAUGUGAGCUGGAAGCUGCCUGCAACCCUGCCUGGCCACCUCCAGGCCUGGCUCCCCACCUCACACAUUAUGCGGACUUAUUGCCUGGCUCUCCCUUCCACGUGGCUCUCCCACCACCUGAGUCAGAGCUGUGGGAAACCCCAGACGUGUCACUCAUUACUGGAGAUCUCCGACCCCCACCUGCCUGGAAGUCAUCAAAUGAUCAUGGAAGCUUGGCUCUGACCCCACGGCCCCAGCUGGAGCUGGCUGAGAGCAGUCCUGCAGCCUCAUUCCUUAGUUCCCGGAGCUGGCAAGGGCUGGAGCCCCGCCUGGGUCAGACGCCAGUGACAGAAGCUGUGAGUGGAAGACGAGGGAUUGCCAUCGCCUAUGAGGAUGAGGGAAGCGGCUGAUACCAUGUGGGGCUGGAGACAUAGAUGGACUUAUGAAUGGCUGCUAGGACCUUUAGUGCUCCCUGCACCAACCUCCCAUCCCCCUGCCAAGAUCCUUGAAGGACCCUGGAAGGAGGGAGAGCAGGCAGCCCUUCACAGGAUAGGAUCCGUCUCUGUCCUGUCCUGGCACUGGCACAAGCUCAGCACAUGCCCAGUAAUGCGUGUUGUUUGGCUGAUGGAAUAAAGGGCUUAGGGACUUCCCUGAGGCCUCUGGACCCAUCUGUCUUCCUGAGGGCAGCCCAGGACCUUUGGCCAAUCCCAGUUCCCAGGCUGCAGUUGAGGGUCUGUCCUUGUCAAAAGGCAGGUGCUAGACAGUCUAGACCAGGGUUUCUCAAACUCGUACUUGACAUUUGGGGCCAGAUAAUUCUUUGUUGUGGGGCUGUCUGGUGUAUGGUAGGGUGCUCAGCAGCAUCCCUGGCCUCUGCCCACUAGACAUCAGAAGCACUCCCCCAGUUGUGACAACCAAAAAUAUCUCCAGACCUUGGCAAAUGUUAUCUGUGGGGGAAAAUUGCCCUCAAUUGAGAACCACUGGUCUAGCUAGACCUGCACUGUCCAGUACAGUAGCCACUAAAUACAUGUGGCUAAACUUAAAUUUAAGUUAAUUAAGAUUAAAAGCUCAGUUUCUCAGUCACAUUAGUCAUUCAAGUGUUCAGACAGCCACAUGAGGGGACAGUGCAGCUACAGGAUAUGCCAUCAUGGCAGAAAGUUCUAUUGGUUGGACAGCGUUGGUCUAUACUGACUCUUAUUUCUCAGGGAGAUCACAGCAACCUAAAUAAACCAGAUACCUUUUC
Homo sapiens (human) is the source of this 2526-nucleotide messenger RNA. RefSeq names its product diphthamide biosynthesis 2 (gene DPH2). Gene Ontology annotation, biological process: protein histidyl modification to diphthamide. Gene Ontology annotation, cellular component: protein-containing complex; cytosol; perinuclear region of cytoplasm. The record is from RefSeq and is marked reviewed. The transcript is spliced from 6 exons. The coding region runs from base 806 to 1696 and encodes 296 amino acids. Gene Ontology annotation, molecular function: 2-(3-amino-3-carboxypropyl)histidine synthase activity. Lineage: Eukaryota; Metazoa; Chordata; Mammalia; Primates; Hominidae.